Molecule: messenger RNA, 855 nt
Organism: Fusarium pseudograminearum CS3096
Lineage: Eukaryota; Fungi; Ascomycota; Sordariomycetes; Hypocreales; Nectriaceae
Exons: 6
Coding region: 1-855 (284 amino acids)
Biological process (GO): small GTPase-mediated signal transduction
Molecular function (GO): GTP binding; GTPase activity
Source: RefSeq, a predicted model, not a curated record
AUGUCCGCGCCAAACAUGCUAUCGGAGGAGCGUAUUGACUCAUGGCGCCAGCGCGUUCCCAGCCGUCUUGAUCGUGAUGAUCCUUUCAAGGGCGAUGGGUUCGACGAGCGCCCUUCAACACGACUGACUUUCCGUGAAGUUUCUCCACCUCCACGUCGUCCUCAUACACGACUGGGUUUCCUCCGUGCAGCCACGCCUCUGUUUGGGCGCUCCUCUACACCCUCUAGUCGCCCUGCUUCAGGCAUGACUGAACGACGUGCAGAGAGUAAUCGAACCCGCUUACUCACUCUUCUCAGUCGCAAGCGCAAGAGAAAGGAGGAUGAAGUUGAAAUUCCUCGUGAACCUUCCGACGCCUUUGCCCGUCCACUGUACGAGACAUAUGUCAGUGAUCGAGUCUACCACAAGCAGCCUUUGACCUAUAUCGAAUGGGACGCCAUAUUCCUCUGUUUCGACAUUUCGGACAAGAUGUCCAUGUAUACAAUUGUUCAAUGGUGGAAUAAUGCUUCUAAUCACGGAUUCGCCAAGUCGGCCACUUUUGAACCCCUGUUGUAUCUUGUCGGUCUCAAGAAGGAUAUUCGCGACCAGUGCUUUUUGGAAGAUCAUCGAACUGAUUCCGCAGCGAAUUUGUCUUCGGAUUUGAUCGUGUAUCCCACUUGCUGCGUCAGUCCUUCAGAGGCAUCAUGGCAAGCAAUGAGAAUUGGAGCACAGAAAUACAUCGAGUGUUCAGCUGCUACCGGAGAGGGAAUGAAGGAUGUCAUUGACGGCACCGGACGAGACGCCAUGAGAAAGAUUGUCGGCGAGGAGUGGCUCGAAGAUGAGGUUGUUGCUUCCAAGAAGAAACGUCGGUUCCUCUGA